CUAAUGUUGUCGGAUAAAUAGUGAUUAAGAUACAAAAGUGGCACGUGACGAUUUAUUGGUCGGGCUGGUCAAUAUAUUGACAGACAUAAUAUGGAAGAUGACGAUUGUUUGGUAUGCUGGAAACGUUGCUUGUAAGGCUAUUCGAUAUUUUCAGGCAGUUAUCACAUAUUCAUCCACAUACGUCCUGGUUGCCUUGAGCUUAGAUAGAUACGAUGCAAUCAAGCAUCCCAUGAAAUUCUCAGGAAGUUGGCAGAAGGCCAGAUGGCUGAUCAUAUCUGCGUGGACAUUUAGUGCGAUAUUUUCUGUCCCCAUGCUCUUCUUUUAUGAAGAAAAAUACAUACAAGGUAAAUUGCAGUGUUGGAUUGAUUUCCCACACCUUUGGCAAUGGAAAUUGUACAUGAGCUUGGUAUCGACUGCCCUUUUUAUCAUACCAACAAUAAUAAUAGCCACGUGUUACACAAUAAUUGUUCACGUUAUAAGAUCAAAGACUAUAAUUCAGGUUUCGAAGAAAUAUGAAAUCCGAAUGGAUUGUGGUCGAUGGAAGAAAACUGUAAGUCGCGGACUUAUACCUAGGGCAAAGGUUAAAACGGUUAAAGUUACCGUUGUUAUAGUAAGCGUUUUCAUAAUUUGCUGGAGUCCCUUCAUAAUAUUCGACUUAUUGCAAGUUUACGGGUUCGUUCCGCAAACCCAACAAAAUAUUGCAAUAGCCACUUUCAUGCAAAGUUUGGCGCCAUUAAACUCCGCCGCCAACCCUAUAAUUUACUGCGUAUUCUCAACGAAUGUGUUCAAAAGUUUGUGCAAAUUUUUACAACGAUGUCGGCCGAUGUCUCGUAAAGAAUCGCCCAAUCCAACGAACACUCAGAGCAGCAGUUUGACGGAGUUUUUAACCAAAACAGACACCCAACAAAAGAGAAAAAAUACGUUGGUACAGUACAAAAAUAGACGGACUGAAGUACACUUAUAAAUGUGAUAUGUAUUAUAUGUAUUUAAUUUAAUAA
Molecule: messenger RNA, 998 nt
Organism: Agrilus planipennis (emerald ash borer)
Lineage: Eukaryota; Metazoa; Arthropoda; Insecta; Coleoptera; Buprestidae
Product: cardioacceleratory peptide receptor-like
Exons: 8
Coding region: 98-964 (288 amino acids)
Biological process (GO): G protein-coupled receptor signaling pathway
Cellular component (GO): membrane
Molecular function (GO): vasopressin receptor activity
Source: RefSeq, a predicted model, not a curated record